Suillus subaureus is the source of this 765-nucleotide messenger RNA. RefSeq lists its product as uncharacterized. The transcript has 2 exons. The coding region runs from base 1 to 765 and encodes 254 amino acids. The record is from RefSeq and is a predicted model, not a curated record. NCBI's taxonomy places the organism in Eukaryota, Fungi, Basidiomycota, Agaricomycetes, Boletales, Suillaceae.
AUGGAGAGUGAGGAUGAAUUUGAAGAAACUCAUGCAAAAACGCAGCAAUCCCUGGUGUCCACGCCCAAACUGAAACUUGAUCUCUGUACAGGUGUAGACCAUAGCAAGGGCCUGUUCAAGUUUUUCCCAAAGAUUUCAUGUGAGGAGCAUUUACAGCAUGCUUGGAUACCUUUCUCUUGGGAACUCAAGGACCAGGAGCAGGAUCAUCAUCAGCAACAAUUUGACAAGUUUGAGAAGGCUGCUCGCAAGCAGGAAAGGGCAGCUGAGCAUAAGAUAAAACACAUGCAAACAUGCAACUUAGGACAGAAGCGCAAGCAGGAGGGCAUGGAGGCUUUGUGUGUCAACUGGCAGAGCCCCCUUCUAUGGCCAACUAUUGAAAUGGCUGCUCUUUGUGUUGGCUAUGCAAUGUCACUGGUGGAGAUUGAGUGUGAGCUUAAGCAAGUUGAUCCCACCCACUUUUGCCGCAUCUCUGCACAACUUAUAGGAAGCUGGAUUGACCAUCACAGUGGAAUGCAACCUGUGUGGCAUGUCAGUGUCCUUGCCUGUGUUCAAAAGGGCAAUCUUCCAUUGACGACUGCUACACCACCUGGUAUCCUCUCAAAGUAUCCUAAUGUCAUGAAGACCAUUAUAGAAGAUCUGCAUUCUCUGCGCACUGUCAGUGUUGCUCUAGACACAAUGUGUUGUCGUGGUGUGAUCAUCACUCACCUCAUGGUCUCAUGCCCUGAUGUAUUUGAGGUUGUUGCCAAGGACGGCUCACACUUCUGA